Messenger RNA from Hemibagrus wyckioides, 3920 nucleotides. RefSeq names its product purinergic receptor P2X, ligand-gated ion channel, 1 (gene p2rx1). The transcript is spliced from 14 exons. NCBI's taxonomy places the organism in Eukaryota, Metazoa, Chordata, Actinopteri, Siluriformes, Bagridae. Gene Ontology annotation, cellular component: plasma membrane; nuclear inner membrane. The record is from RefSeq and is a predicted model, not a curated record. Gene Ontology annotation, molecular function: purinergic nucleotide receptor activity; extracellularly ATP-gated monoatomic cation channel activity; ATP binding. Gene Ontology annotation, biological process: response to ATP; monoatomic cation transmembrane transport. Bases 141 to 1370 code for a protein of 409 amino acids.
AGAGAGAGAGAGAGGGAAGUCAGCUCACAGCUCACACCUCCUCACUCACUCACACUCACUCUCUCUCUCUUUCUGAGAGCUGAGAGAAGACUCUUGGACAGUAACCUGCUAACCUUCUUUGCUUACAUCAACCAGCAACAAUGAGGAACUUCAUCAAAGAAGCUUUUGCAGACUUCUUCUUCGAGUAUGAGACUCCCCGGCAGGUGCUGGUCAAAAACCCAAAAGUGGGUAUCGCCUGCAGAAUCCUCCAGUUGGGGGUGUUGGCUUACAUUAUCGGAUGGGUGUUCAUCUAUGAGAAAGGCUACCAGAUCCAAGACACGGCUAUAAGCUCCGUUUUCACUAAGAUGAAAGGACUAGCCUACACGGAACAAAAUGGAGAGGAGAGGCUUUGGGACGUAGCCGAUUAUGUGUUCCCUGAUCAGGGCGUCUCAUCUUUUGUUGUGAUGACAAACUUCAUCAUGACUGUGGGCCAGACACAGGGCAAAUGCCCAGAGCUGGCGGAUGGAUCUAACAACUGCACUACGGAUGCAGAUUGCAAGAAGGGCGAAUAUAAACGUACAGGAAAUGAGAGCUACAAGACAGACGCGACCGUUCUGCCCUUCGAAGAUGAAGUAGGCAAUGAGCGAGGGCGCAUGACUGGGAAGUGCAUAAACGGCACUUGUGAGAUCCAAAGCUGGUGUCCGGUACAAGAUGACCGCGUGACCCCGAAUCCUCCGCUUUUGGCAGCAGCUGAGAAUUUCACACUCUUCAUCAAAAACUCCAUUUCCUUCCCUGAGUUUGGUGUAGUGAGAAGUAAUCUAGUGGAAAGUGUGACUCCAAGUUACAUGAAAACCUGCCUGUUUGACCCGGAUAAUCAACCACUGUGUCCCAUCUUCAAGCUCGGAGACAUCGUCAGCCUCUCCGGCUUCCAGUUCUCAAAGAUAGCUCAAUUGGGCGGAUCAAUAGGGGUCCUGAUCGAGUGGGAGUGUAAUCUGGACCUUCGUAUUGAAAAAUGCCUGCCCAAGUACAGAUUCGAAGGCCUCUACGGAAACAAUUCGGCAGCGUCAGUGGGCUACAAUUUCAGAACGGCUAAAUAUUACACAGAGGACAAAAUCCAAAGGAGAACACUCAUGAAGGUGUUUGGCCUGUACAUCGAGAUCAUCGUACAUGGCCAGGCAAGGAAAUUUGACAUCAUCCCGACGCUGACAGCCAUAGGGUCAGGAGUGGGAAUCUUCGGUGUGGCCACCGUCGUGUGUGAUGUGCUUCUUCUGCAUUUAGUGCCAAAGAAGAAUUUCUAUAAAACUCUGAAAUUCAAAUCCAUACCAGAGGAGGAAGAGGAACCGGAAUCGCUGAAGAUGGACCAAACAAAGGAGCCAAAACAAGAAAACUGAACUGCUUAGCUGCAGUGACGAUCAGAACAAAACCCAAGCUCACAACAACUCGCCCGGGAAGAACAAAACCUGAUCUGCAUCAGAGACCUGCUAAUGAACAUGAACACACACUUCAUUAGAACUACAUAAAACCCUCACGCCUCUAGCCCUCAGCGCUGAAGCUAACUGGAAGACUUAAAUAAAUACGCGGGGUCUGAAAUGAACUCGAGCAAAUAUUUCGGUGUAAAUAAUAAACACGAAAUUAAGUACAUGUAGACUUCAUUCCUCCCUGACACCCUGGAGUCAAAUUUUUAGCCCUAAUUUAUGUCAAUAUUCUAUUUAGACUAUUUACUAUUUACAUGAGCAGCUUUAAUAACACCGACCUCAAGGGCGGAACCAUAUCACACAGUGUUUAUUGCAGAUCUGUUUCACUGACACUAAAUAAGCUAAGAUGGCUUACACCUUACGGUCGACAUUAAGAGGUUUCCUAUAACGAAAUGUUUCACCCCUCAACAAUUACAAUUUAUUUUUCUAUUCAUUUACAGCUAGCUUUAAGGUUGUGGUGAUAUGGAGUGGUGUGUUGUAGGAAGUUCUUUCCUGUGAUCAUUCUUCAUUAGACAGUUCUUUCUCGCUUUCUUUUCUUCCAUAGGUUAAAUAGAACAAAAUACAGACUUAAAGUCUAAACUCUCAUAUCCUCAUGUCUGGAAAAUAUACUUUUUACUGUUACUAAGUGACGAGACCGAAAUGUUAAAUAAAAGAAUUCUUAUAUAAAUUCACCAGAAAAUUCACCAACCGUUCAUGUGGAGCAUCUUCACAAGGCAAGUCAUGGUCUACGUUAAUAUAUUAAUAUAUAACGAGGAUGUAUUAGGACGAGUUUAUUAUAGGAAAUGAGUCAGUACCUUCAUACAGAUAAGAAUGAUCAUGUGGUACAGAAACAUCAGCAUGUAAAGACAUCGGUGCUGAUAUUCAGUAAAAUGUGAAAUCGCUCUUAUAUGACAGUUUUAUUAUGAAGAGUAAAUGACACGUCAAAUAAAAAAGGGUUUAUUUUUACGCCGCAGAUCCCAGUGAGAGUCACACACACACACACACUGCUGGUCCAUCAGCAAACCGACCGGCUAGUUCACGACGACACGUACAUUUAUUCCAACGAAACUGGCUUUCUGUCUUCCGUUUGAUCUUCACCUCAUGAGCUUUUAUCAUUUCAUGUCAGACGCUGUAUCCAUGAAAAAGGUUUCAUGCACUGUACUGUAGUAACUGCUGCUUAAUGAGCAGAGUGAUACAAACAGAAAGAAUCAUCCCAUUGUAGUGCUACUAAAUAUAAGCGCUAUUGGAAGGCAAUCAAAUCAGUGGACUAGAUAAAAUGGCUGCCAUGUAAAUUCCCCCCUCUUUGAAGACACAGAGACUUUAGAAGUUAUAUCAACAAUCUGGGUCAAAAAGCCUUUCUAGAUGUUGUAAAAUUCAGCUCCAUAGAAUGGUUACACCUUGAGCUACAACAAGCAGCCAUUGGGGCAGGAAUUGCACUGCCCCCAAGCUCGCGCUCUGAAAACAGGACGUAAACUCUUGAGUGUUUGUCUCACACACUGACAAAGGUGAUAAGAACCUGCUAUAUCUAUAUCCAACAAUAUCUAUUCGACUAUUCAUCUAUAAUUUUCAGUAUUUUCAGUUUUAUUAGCUAGCUACAUAAUCAGCCGAGUUAACUUCAAGUCUUUAAAAAGCAUCCCUAGAUGUCUAGAGAAUUAGGUUUAGUUCCCUGGGAGGAAAAAUAAAGUGCAUUGGAAUCAUCAAUAAGUUCACUUUCUUCACAAAUGAGGUAAUAUAAACUAUAUGAUACUAUUUUUGUAAGAGAUUCGGUGCCUGCUUUAUUCUCUCUCUCUGCACAUAGUUUGUUCGAGUUCAUCAUCCAGCGGUUCCUAAUCUAGGGUUCACAGACCGGUAACGGGAGGGUUGUGGGAAAAACGUAUAGAAAAUGGCACCAUCUACAACUAAUGAGCUGCUGAUUGGGAGAAGUUACCUGGGUUUAGGAAUUUGUGGUUUCUAGUCAUCAAAGCUAGACUGCCGUUUAGACAUGAGGCGACUUCACGUCAAGAACAAAUACGGAAGCAGAGUCACGUUUUCCUCAUUUCUACUCGGCAAUAACAGGACCGCCUUGCAUCCUCUAUCCAAACCCAAGUGAAACUGUUUUAUAUUAUAUUAAUAUUUAUCUAUCUAGGGGGUCUCGGUAUCUCAAAAUGGCAGAAGGAUUUUCUUAAAAGUUGGGUUGCAUUCAGGUUAAGAACUGCUGCUCUUGUAAUAUUCACCAGUCAGAGGUCGUGGGAUUACCUCUCAAUAUCGCGUGAUGCUAAGCUCUUAUUUGAUGCCGCACCAAAAUCUGUGGUAAAAUCAGGUGUAAUUAUACGAGGCAGGACCUUAGCAUCUGCUGGCGAAGACUAGAUUUUGUUUUUGUAUCAGCAACACGAAAAAAUGUAAAUGAAUGUCGAUGUUACUGUCGAGUUUCACUUUUCCUAACGUGCCACUGAACCUGUAAUUAUUCCAGCUCUCAUUUGUAGCAAUACAAUAAAUAUAUGGAUUAUU